Molecule: messenger RNA, 1065 nt
Organism: Trichomonas vaginalis G3
Lineage: Eukaryota; Parabasalia; Trichomonadida; Trichomonadidae
Product: protein of unknown function (DUF3447)
Exons: 1
Coding region: 1-1065 (354 amino acids)
Molecular function (GO): protein binding
Source: RefSeq, a predicted model, not a curated record
AUGUCCGAUCAAGACAUUCAUCCAAUUAUAUUCAUGGAAACUCGAAGUAUCUGUAAAUAUUACAUCGAUUCAUAUAAUGCUUUGUAUCAGUUAAAAACGGAAAAAGAAGAAGAUUUAAACUCGAUUUACAAAAUGAUCAAGACGGAAUUGAUUGAUUCAAAGAAAUAUCCUCCUGACAAGAUUACAGGAGAUAUUCUGAAUAUAAUUGAAUACAAUAACCGCUAUACAAAGUCAUACUUGGAACUUAUCAAACAUAUAUUUGACGAUUAUAAUGUUACAGAGGUCCCAAACAUUAAAUUGGCUUUAAGCUUCCUGUUUUAUAAGGAAUACGGAAUUAAAUUAGACAAAACUGUUAAUUUCGAAAAAAUAGAAUUUAACAUUAGAGAAAUUCAUAAAGAAAACACAAUUUACAGAGCGAUUAUGUACAAUGACUUAGAAAAAUUCAUUGCAUUCACAGAAAUAGAUGGAUUUAAUAAAGAUCAAAAACUUAUAAGCGAUUUAUAUCCAUUUAUCUCCUGUGGAUAUUCAUUACUUGAAUUAUGUUGUUACCACGGAUCUGUUGAUUGUUUCAAGUUAUUAAGAACAAAAUUUAACUCAGAAAUCACUAAAAUAUGUCUAGAAUUUUCAUUUUUAGGAGGAAAUCCAGAUAUCAUGAGUGAAUGCUUGAAAUAUCAAACACCAAAUGAAAGAUGCAUGAAAAAUGCAAUUAUUUCACACAACAUUGAUUUUGUUACAUUCUUGAUGAAUGAAUAUAAUAUAGAGAUCGAUUUAGAUUAUUGCUGGGUUUAUAAUAAUCUUGAAGCUUUCUUAGUUUAUUCUGAUCAAAUUAAUGAUAUUAACAAAGUAUUUGCAAACUCAACGAAGUUUAAUAUUCCAUCCCUAUGCGAAUAUUACCUUUCACAUGGUGCAAAUAUCAAUGAAAAAGAUAAAAGUGGAAACACCCCUCUUCAUUGGGCAACAAUAUAUAAUAAUACAGAAACAACCGAACUACUAAUUACAAAUGGUGCAAAUAUCAAUGAAAAAAAAAUAAAUAUGGUGAAACAGCUCUACUUUAUGCAACAAUAA